This is a messenger RNA of Ostreobium quekettii, 327 nucleotides long. The record is from the annotation of a GenBank genome assembly. Lineage: Eukaryota; Viridiplantae; Chlorophyta; Ulvophyceae; Bryopsidales; Ostreobiaceae.
AUGUAUCUCCGCAGCUGGGAGUCGUUCGCCUCGCAGGCCGAGGAGCUGUACAGGAAAGACCCCCUGGGCACGCGCUACCUCAUGAAGUACAGGCACUGCGACGGAAAAUUGGAGCUCAAAGUCACGGACGACAGGACGUGUCUGAAAUUUACGACAGACCAGCAGUCUGACCUGCAAGCCAUCGAGCGAUUUAACAACAGAUUCUUUGCGCUGAUGGCACGGGGAGUGGAGGGUGCCGAUUCCAUGGAUCCCAAGGAGGUCGAGGCAUCGACUCAGGCGGCGGUGCCACAGCAGCACAAAGGAAGGAAACAGAGGCGAAGAGGAUAA